Molecule: messenger RNA, 2811 nt
Organism: Prorocentrum cordatum
Lineage: Eukaryota; Dinophyceae; Prorocentrales; Prorocentraceae
Source: the annotation of a GenBank genome assembly
UUCUCCCCGCCCGGCCUGUCGCAGCAGGCUCGAGGCGAUGGCGGCGGGGCCGGCCGCCGCCGGGGCCCUGGAGGCCCACCUGCUGGCCCUCGCCGGGGUCCUGGACCUGCAGGCGAGCCUGGUGCGCGGCGCCCUUGGCCUGCACCAGGAUCCUUCGAGCUCGGGCCAGGGCUCCGCCGAGGCGGUGUUGAGCCAGUUUGAGGUCGCGGUCGCCCGCGUUCGGUCCGACCUGGUCGCGGUGACCGCCGCUGCCAGAGGCCCUGAGAGGCCUCUGGAGGAGUGCGAUGUCGAGGACACGAGCCCCCCCGAGGUCACGUCAAAGACUGGCCAGGACAAGCUGGGCAAUGCCGACUCAGACUCCGCCGCAGAGGUUGCGUUGGACGCCGACCCUCCCGAGGACCUCACCGCGAGAAGAACUGCCGUGAGUUAUGCAGACCAGAAGGAGAGCGGCCUAAGCCAGAAUGCGACGGGCAAGUUCCUGAGCGCGCGGUCAUUGAGCUCCAUGGGAGAUAGCAGCCGCGCAAACACCCAGUACUUGAUGCAGGUAGAGUCCGUGUCGAGGGGCCAGACACAGCUCUCCCCCUGCAUCGACGGCGCGCUGAAUCCAGAUUGGGCUCCGAGGCUGGUGUGGGACAUGGUGAUAAUUGCCCUUGUCCUGUGCGACAGCGUGGUGAUCCCGUUCCAGUUGGCCGAGUUUCGCACGCAGCUGGGGUUCAAUGAAGUUUGGCUCUGGCUGACGUUCAGCUUUUUCCUGUGUGACCUGGUGAUGAACUUCUUCACGGGCUACCGCUCGGGCAAGAAAGGCGAGCAGUUGCAAGAGGGCACCCUCGUCACCAACAGGUGCAGAAUUGCAACCAACUACAUCCGUGGAUGGUUCUGGAUUGACUUUAUGAGCACUGUGCCGUGGCACGUCAUCGCCGACGCUUUCAGCUCGGAAACCACGGCAGACACGACGUCGGCGGACCAGUUGACAAAGCUCGCAAAGGUCAUCAAGUUGACGAGACUUCUGAGGCUGAUGAGAAUGCUGCGCCUCUACAAGGUCUCGGUCAUUUGGGAGCGCCUCGAGAGCCGGAUCGGGUCCAUCACGGCCUUGAAUGUGGUGAGUCUGAUCAAGGUCCUUGGCAUUUGGGCUGCGAUCUGUCACUGGGGCGCGUGCUGUUGGUGGAUGGUUGGCAAGAGAAACAGCUUGGCGAUGAUCUUGACGUUUCAGGAUGACGAUCCGAAUGAGCUCCAUUGGACUGAGGUGCCGCGCAUGCACAGCCCGCACCAAGACUACGAGUUCUGGACGUGGGUAGAAAAGCCUGCGUCGGAGCAGUACGUGUUUUGUUUCUACUGGAUACUUGGAGUGAUGCGUACCAUGCCAGCCGAGGUCACGCCUGUCAACUUGAUAGAGAGGGUGUUCGUCCUUCUUUUCAUGUUUUUCGCCGUCAUGGCUUUCGCCGUCAACGUCGCCCGCCUCACGCAGGCUUGGUUCAAGUUCAGCGCGCGCAAAGACGCGUUCAAGGAGGAGAUGGCGUUCGUCCGCAUGCACUUGAGAACAAACAAAUGUACGACUUCGCUGCAAAUGCGCGCGCAGGGAUACCUGCAGUACCUCUUCGAGAAGAGGAAGGUCCAUGCCAAGGAGACGGGCUUGCUGAGCGCCCUACCCGACGGGCUGAAGCUGCAGAUGAGGCAGGCCUACAGGAUCCCCUAUCUCAGAUUGAUUCCGGGACUCGAGAACUGGACUGAAAAAGUUCUGCGACAGUUCUGUGACGCCACCGAGACCGUGGACUAUCUGACCGGCGACAAGAUUACUGAGAGGUGCAACGACGCCGAAGCCGCCUACGUGCUCAUGAUCGGUAGCAUGCAGGUAUUCCACGAGACCCCAUCGAUGACCCGACUCUCCACCAACGAUGCCAACAAUGUGACGUCGGUGCUCAGGGCGAGUUGGUCGUCUAUCGAAAGCGGCCCCCCCCUUACGGUGGUGGACGAGCAUUGCCUUUUCGAGAAGGAAGCGAAGGCGGUGUGCAAGAACACUGUGGUGGCAAUGGAGUGUUCUGAGGUGCUGCGCAUAGACCGUCUGAAAUUUCAGGCAGUGAUGCAGAUGCGCGGCAGCAGUGAGUACGAGGACUGCUUGGCAAACAGAGAAAAUGUCCGGCAGAGGGCAGCCGGAACCCCCACCUACGGCAACCAGCGGCGCUCGCGGGCCUCGGUGGCAUGGCACCACAUCAUAGCUCGCCUGGGCAUCCCAGGUGGUACCUCAGGGUAGGUCGCUUUACCAGGCAACUAGAUUCAGCCACGCGCAGAGGGGAGCACCCCUGCUUCUUAGAAGGCGCGGGCCUUAUCUAUAGAUGUAAGGCCGGCGCCCUCUAAGAAGCAGCCUGCUUCUAAGAAGCCCUCCCCCCUCCCCCCACCCCCUUGUGCGCGCCGCCAAGCUUUACCAGGCAACCAGAUGAGGGCGGUGACAAGGCACGAAAGUUUGCUGGGUGCACGCGCGUCGGCGCCGUGCUCGGGUGUCAGAUCGGCGUCUGCUGUCCGCACAGAGGCAGCGGACGAAGGUGCACGUUGUACAAAGGGUUGUGGCAACACCUGACUCGAUUCACGCGAAACGUACUGACCUCUACGAAAAAACACUCGUCGGCGUGAGUCCAGCAGAGCUUCUCAUCCGCCUCCUCCGCUAAAUAAUGUUCGCCGCACGUGGACGUCAAAUGGACAUGGCCCUCUGGCCAAAGAACAACAUUGCCCAGGGCGUGAUUUCUGUGGAUGCUGGUUAGCUCCCACUCUGCUAAAGUUUUCGGCAGGGAGAGUGCAAGGGGAAGGAGUGCAAGGGGA